Molecule: messenger RNA, 444 nt
Organism: Knipowitschia caucasica
Lineage: Eukaryota; Metazoa; Chordata; Actinopteri; Gobiiformes; Gobiidae
Source: the annotation of a GenBank genome assembly
AUGAGCCCCUCCAUCAGUGUGUUUAAAGAAAGGUGGCCAGCGUUAUUCACUGAGGCUCAGAUUAAGGAUGAGUUCAGACGUAUAACAACAGUGUCCUUGGAGGAGACUUUCAUGCGGAAACUUGAUGAGUACACACCACGUCUUUUGAAGCUUAUGCAGGCUAGAGGUGGAGUUGCUGGUCAGAAGAUGCGCCAUCAGCUGUAUACUGUAAAUGAUACACAAAGCAUUGAGAAGAAAAGGGAUACAGUUGUCUGCUGCCUCAUUAACUACCUCGGUGAAAAGGAAGAAGAUCUUUUCCAUGACUGCCAGGAAUGUGAGGGCUACUCAGAGCAAACGAUGAAGGUGUUGGUGAUGCACGAUGCCAUGGCUGAAGAGGAUCCAUCGGAUGUGUUCAUUGUGAUUGAGGGGAACAAAAAAGUCCACAGCCUCAAAAUUGGACUGUAG